Rattus rattus (black rat) is the source of this 1094-nucleotide messenger RNA. RefSeq names its product carbonic anhydrase 15. The transcript is spliced from 8 exons. The coding region runs from base 71 to 1042 and encodes 323 amino acids. Gene Ontology annotation, cellular component: plasma membrane. Gene Ontology annotation, molecular function: zinc ion binding; carbonate dehydratase activity. Lineage: Eukaryota; Metazoa; Chordata; Mammalia; Rodentia; Muridae. The record is from RefSeq and is a predicted model, not a curated record.
CCUUCUCAGUAGUCUGCCUGUACACUCCUCGUCCACUUUGCAGUUCUCCAGAGUCCGUCACUGCGGCAUCAUGUGGGCCCUGGGCUUCCGGCUCUGCUUCCUCCUCACGCUGGCGGCACAGGUGGACUCCAACGGUACCUGGUGCUAUGACUCCCAAGACCCAAAGUGUGGCCCUGCCCACUGGAAGGAGCUAGCACCUGCCUGUGGGGGCCCAACCCAGUCCCCUAUCAACAUUGACCUUCGAUUGGUCCAGCGGGACUAUGCUCUUAAGCCCUUCAUCUUUCACGGCUAUGACUCAGCACCUCAAGAUCCUUGGAUCCUGGAGAAUGAUGGCCAUACAGUGCUACUGCGAGUACAUUCCUGUCAGCAGAACUGCCCAGCCAUCGGAGGUGCUGGGCUCCCAUCAUCAGAAUACCGGUUACUGCAGCUGCAUUUCCACUGGGGAAGCCCAGGGCACAAAGGCUCAGAGCACAGUGUGGAUGAGAAGCAUGGCUCUAUGGAGAUGCACAUGGUCCACAUGAACACAAAGUACCAGAGCAUGGGGCAUGCGCGGAGCCAACCAGAUGGGCUGGCUAUACUGGCUGUGCUAUUGGUGGAAGAGGACAAGGACAAUACCAAUUUCUCUGCCAUCGUGUCUGGUCUGAAAAAUGUAUCUUCACCUGGGGUCUCUGUGAAUCUGACGUCCACCUUUGCGCUGGCCUCUCUGCUGCCAAGUGCUUUGGGACUUUUGCGCUACUACCGAUACUCUGGGUCUCUGACCACGCCAGGCUGCGAGCCCACGGUGCUCUGGACUGUCUUUGAAAACACCGUACCCAUUGGGCAUGCGCAGGUAGUCCAGUUCCAGGCCGUGCCCCAGACUGGGCCACCAGGUUUGCACCCCAGACCACUCACAGAUAAUUUCCGCCCCCAGCAGCCUCUUGGAGGGCGAAGGAUAUCAGCCUCUCCUGGAGCAUCCAUCCGAUCAUCAGCCCCUAUCCGGCCCUGUUUGCACUUGGCUCUUUUGGGCUUGGGAGUUGGCCUGAGGCUCUGGCAGGGUCCCUAGGAUCCACAGUGACCCCCACAAUAGUGUUUCCACAAUAAAUCAUGCACAGUGA